Molecule: messenger RNA, 2824 nt
Organism: Alosa alosa (allis shad)
Lineage: Eukaryota; Metazoa; Chordata; Actinopteri; Clupeiformes; Clupeidae
Gene: ppm1f
Product: protein phosphatase, Mg2+/Mn2+ dependent, 1F
Exons: 8
Coding region: 324-1604 (426 amino acids)
Biological process (GO): protein dephosphorylation; negative regulation of protein kinase activity
Cellular component (GO): cytosol
Molecular function (GO): protein serine/threonine phosphatase activity; cation binding
Source: RefSeq, a predicted model, not a curated record
AUUCAUCACACAUGUUUGUUUUAUUAGCAAUUUCUCCUAACGACACUGUUUAUCACGUACAGGAUGUGAAUGUUGUUAAAUUGGGGUGACUUCCGUGACGUUCAAGCUUUUUGUUUAGCCUCCGAAAGGGCGUGUUAAAGCCGCACUACAGCCACGCGAGUCUCGAGAUUUUAAACUGGUUGUGUACGAAGGGGUACCUGCUUCACAGAGAAAAGACUCCAAGGUGCUGCAUCUGUUUGACCAGUGACAGUUAGACAUAAGGAGUGGGUUGCUCCCUGUGGAUGAGACUGUAUCGCCCAGAGUUUGCAUUUUGAGGGGGUGGCAUGAUGGGUAAUGUUGAGCCUGCCGUGGCUCGGAGCUUCCUGGAGAAGUUUCUAGAGGAGUUCCCGGAGCCGUUCAGCCCAGACAACCCUCCACCUGUCAACCCCCUUAGCCGCAAAAUCAGCCACAAGGAGAUCAGGGGGGAGAGCCUGGACCUGGGCCUCCGCCUGCUAGCAGCCAGGGAUACCCCUCUGUCUCUGAGUGUGGCACUGUGUGAGGCAGCGGUGUGUGAGCUGAUGAGGAGUGACCUCACACCCUUUCAGCUUCCAAAGGACGCAGAACAGCAACAAGAAGAGGAUGGGCCACCUACUGCCUUGCUGGAGUCAGAGGGGCUGCAGCACCUUUUCCUCAACAAGCUCCGCGAUGUGGCAGCCUCCUGGAGUCAGCAGCUGCCCACCCCCCAGGGGCCAUCGAAACGCUUCAACCGCUGCUCUGUGCACGCCAUCCGCAAUACGCGCAGGAAGAUGGAGGACCGUCACGUCACCAUAGCGGAUUUCAACCAGCUCUUUGGGAUACAGGAUGCUGUGGAUAGACAGUAUUAUGCUGUAUUUGAUGGACACGGAGGUGUAGAUGCUGCCACAUUUGCAGCCACCCAUCUGCACGUUGUUCUAAGCCAACAAGAGGACCUAGUGAAAGACCCAGCUGCUGCAUUCAAGAGUGCCUUCACCCAAGUGGAUGACAUGUUCAAAGUUAAGGCCAAGCGAGAGCGUCUGCGGAGUGGUAGCACUGGUCUAGCAGUACUGCUGGCCGGGGGCUCAUUGCAUGUGUCCUGGCUAGGAGACUCUCAGGCCAUGCUGGUCAGACAGGGCGAGCCGGUCACCCUGAUGGACCCCCACAAGCCAGAAAGAGAGGAUGAAAAGCAGCGGAUUGAGAGUCUGGGGGGAUGUAUCGCCUUCAUGGGGUGCUGGCGUGUGAAUGGCACUUACGCUGUUUCUCGAGCGAUUGGUGAUUUUGACCAGAAGCCAUACGUCUCAAACAUGGCCGACAGCUCAUCGACAAAGCUGACCGGCAACGAGGACUAUGUCCUGCUGGCGUGCGACGGCUUCUUCGAUGUGGUGCGUCCGGCCGAGGUGCCGGGCAUGGUCCUGGAGGCCCUACGGGAGGCCGAGGGCCGUGGUGGCUGCGAGGAGGUGGCCCAGCGCCUGGUGGCCCAGGCCAAGGCGGCCGGCUCCAGUGACAACAUCACUGUCAUGGUGGUGUUCCUGCGGGAGCCUGGUCAGCUGCUGUUGGAGGACCAGAGUGACCUGGGGGAGGCCGCCGCUGCCGCACCAACACAGGACUAAGGGCUGUCAGCCAAUUCCAGGUCAUACUGGAGGAGAUGAUGCUGCUGGUGCUGCAACCUCCUCUCUCUCUCUCUCUCUCUCUCUCUCUCUCUCUCUCCUGAUGUCUUCUUGAUCCCCACAGGGGCUCUUUGCUCUCCCUGGUGGACAGAAACGAAACCCCUUUUUACUUUUCAGUGAUGUGCCACAACAAUAGCCUCUCUGCUUGAGGGAUCAAAACAACAGCAGUACAUAGUCAUAGCUAGUCUGUUUUUUCCCCACAAAUGUGGAAAUGCAUUUACGACGUUCAGUAUUUUUAUGGUGAGUCAGGUCAAGCACUUACUUUAAGGACCACCUACCACAAUUUUCUUUCCAAUGCUGACUCAUUCAGGACCAUUUUAUAUAAAAUGUUCUAGAUUUCUCUUACCAGUAUUCAAUAUCAGUAUUCAUUCUACUCUCCCAUAUGGGGCCCUUUUUUCUCGAAUUCUUUCAUACAGUGUCAAAAUCUGCGAUAUGCAAAAUGUGUCUUCAAGUCCAGCAGUUUGAUUUGUUGAGUGUUUAACGGACUGUCUUCCCAGUGGACUGAUGUCUGACGUCCUAAUGCCUGCUGGCCUGUCGUUAGUGUCUCAAAUUACUGCCUGCUCAAAUGUCAUGAAUAUUUGAAAGCCUUGUGACAUGUAGCUAAUAUAGCCGGCGCGUGGCUAUAAUGCGAUAGUGCUAUUUAUAGGCCAGGUCUGGUGCAUAUUGAAGCGUAGGGUGGGGAGGGGAGAGGGAUCUGAGUGUUGAUGUAGUGAAAUAAAAUACUUCAGACCCUAACCCCUCCAUCCUGGUGACCUUGGCUUUCCUGGACCGAACUCCUUAAGAACUGCUGUUUCAGUCAAUGGUAUUACAUAAGGUUUUUGUGUAUGAGCGCAGUAAGCUGUUUGGCUUUGCUUUUGUUGUGCAAAGCUUUAAACAUGUCUGCGCUUUUUUGUGUAACUUGGAUAUAAAGACUGUUUAAUUUACUUUCCAAUGCAAUUCACUGUAGUGGUCACCUGUCGUUUUUGUAAACUGUGCCAUCUGCCUUGUGGUCUUAAAAGGAGAUCUUAAAUGAGGAAUGGACAAUGUAGCAUGCAGUCCAGCUAAUCAAAAUGUUAUUUCAAUACCAGCUCCAAGAACAUUGACUGCUUUGUGUAGAAACACUGACCUUUGCUUUUCUCUCUUCCAAACCUAGAAUGCCGUUUUCUGUGUGUGUGUGUGUGUGU